AUGACCACUCCGGCCCCCUUUGACUCCAAGGACAAACUCUUCGCCAAGGACGAGGCGUUCUGGAACAACUAUCUCAAGGGCCGGCCGUCUGUUCCGGACGUCUUCUUCGAGCGGCUCUUCCGCUACCACCAGGAGCACCAUGGCAAAUUCGGCACCGUCCACGACGUAGGGGCCGGAAACGGCCCCUACGCUGACAAGCUACGGUCGAAGUUCCAGCAUGUCAUAAUUUCGGAUAUCGCACCUGAUAAUGUCGCCCUCGCCAAAGAUCGACUAGGCACCGAUGGAUUCAGUUACCGCGCCGCCCGCGUGGAGGAGGGUGACGAUAUUCCCGAUGGCAGCGUAGACAUGGUCUUUGCUACCAACGUGAUGCAUUUCUGCGACCAGAAAGUGGCCAUGGAAGUCAUUGCGAAACAGUUGAGGCCUGGCGGAACAUUUGCAUGUGCCGCCUUCGGAGCUGCUUGCUUCGAGGAUGAGCGGGUGCAAGACAUCUACACCCGGAUCCACCAGUCCGGCGGGCGCGCGCUGUUGGAAAAGACCGAUGAUCCAGAGAAACUGAUAGCGGUAAUGGCCAGGACACAAGGUCCGUACAACGUCGCGCCACUGGAUGAGGCGCUGUUCCUGCCGGGUGCGCAGCGCAUUCAUCUGAACAUGGAGAAAGGAGGAAUAACGGCACCCUUGCCACCAGACAUCCAGGUGACCGAGCCUCUGCACACCGGGGCGAACGAUGUCGAGGUGUUCGAGAGGGAGGAGGGCUGGAGUUUCGUGACGGACCUGGAGGGCGUCCGAGAGCACGUCGCAUCGUUCCCGUUCGUCAGAGAAGACACCGCUGCCUUUGCGGAGUUGUGGCGCGAGAUGGAGGACGUCAUCAAGGACCAGCCGGUCAAGGGACACUGGCCGGCCAAGAUCAUCUUGGCCACCAGGCGUUGA
Messenger RNA from Rasamsonia emersonii CBS 393.64, 927 nucleotides. RefSeq lists its product as uncharacterized. Lineage: Eukaryota; Fungi; Ascomycota; Eurotiomycetes; Eurotiales; Trichocomaceae. The coding region runs from base 1 to 927 and encodes 308 amino acids. The transcript has a single exon. The record is from RefSeq and is a predicted model, not a curated record. Gene Ontology annotation, molecular function: S-adenosylmethionine-dependent methyltransferase activity.